AUGGAGGUCAGCCAUAAAUCCGCCCCUCCCUCUGUGAAGCGCUGGCAGCUGGACGGGACAGACCACGGACCCCCCCAUCUGAGGUCCGGGGCCCUUCUCAGCAGCUGGACUCCUCUCAACCACAAGCAGAGCAACAGAAAGUUAUUUGAGGAGCGGGUGAACCUUGUGCUCCACUGGUUUGACCUUUGGACCGAUGUCCAGAGGAAACACCUUCUGCACUCCCUCCUGACCCGCAGCACCAAGUCCCAACUUAAGUACUGCAGGGACCUCCUGACGGGAACGGUUCCGGUCACCCGGGCGGACUUCGCCGUGCUGCUACCUCGGUUUCUGACCCUUUACGUCAUGUCCCACCUCUCCCCCCUGGACCUCUGCAGAGCAGCCCAAGUCAGCUGGCAGUGGAGGGUCCUAGCGGAGCAGGACUGUCUCUGGAUAGGUCGGUGCGUCAGGAGAGGCUGGUUUCUUCCCUACACCCCCAGGGAAAAAGAGUUCGGAGCCUGGAAGAACCACUACGUGACCUGUGUCUCCUCGAUGAACUUGCCCCCACCACGUGAGGCCUCGAUACCAUAUGGGGGCCUCGACCAGCCUCAAAGCAGGCGUUGGACAGAGGAGGAGGAAGAGAGGAGGACGGAGAGAAGAAUAAGGGAGAAAACCAGAGAAAAACUCCAGGAGAUGAAGAGACUAGCCAUGAGAAGCAGAGGACCGUGGGGCAGUAAUCCAAAGGCUAACAGGGCCAGAGGCGGAAGUAAACAGACGGAAAGGACCGGCUUGGGGAUAACAUUCGGCUCUCUGCCUUCUCUUUCGUGGCCUCCAAGGACUACUGUGUCAUCUAUCCUUGGUCUCAAUCUGGACAGAGAACCAGCUCAUAGCCUGGACAGAGAACCAGCUCAGGGCCUGGACAGAGUCCAGGCGUCCAGCGUUAGCAGGUUCUCGCAGCCGGACAGAGCCUCGUCCUGUGAUUACCCACCUCCUGCUCUUUUGAUGCUCCUCUCCAACAAAAUCCCUGCCUACGAGUUGGUGCUUAGCGGUUUGAAGGCCGGGGUCAUUGUGGUCCUGUACGACUGCAGGGGAACUCUCUCGGCUUUGUUAAGCCGGGUGGAGAGAGCCACUUUGGGGAAGCAAAUUCAGAGGAUCGGCAUUCUGGCUCCGGGAGGAACCGAGGAAAUCCGGCUUCUGAACGAGAGUACCGUGCUGACCCCUGACCACAGAGAGUUUUGGGAAAAACUGGCCGGCCGGGUGGCGCCGACGGAAGAGGGGGGCGGGAUGGACGUCUUCUGCCCACUGGCUGCAUCUGCAUCAGGUGUGACCCUCAUCCGUGCUCUCUCUGCUCUGACCGGUCUGGAAGUCCGCGCCCCAGUAGGUCUCGACACAGGAAGUUUCCAGAGCAUUCUGGGCGAGUGGUCAGACGCCGAGCUCUCGGAGCAGCACCAGCAGCAGGGGGGGCCGGCGGGGGCUCCGGCCCGGCUGUACGUGUGGGACGCCGCCCUGCAAGGCUGGUGCCGACAGGCGCUGUGGAUGGAAGAAGCUCUGAGGGAGCUGAGGAGCUCCCUGGAGCCACGGCUCUGGCCUCUGGCCAGCCUCCAGGCCAGAGGCCGAGCUCUGGGUUUUUGUCUGUGGGAGAGAAUCUCCCUUGACAAGCUCGAUGUAUCCAAAGAACUCGGUGACGCACUAACUGAGGGACUCACUGCUUUAUGUGGACAGGAAGAGGAGACCAGACCUGUUGAAUUUUUGGCGUCCUUCUUGAUGAAAUGGAGUCAAAAUAAGGAAGAAGGGGAUAAUAACGACCCGGAUAAACCCCAAAACGCAGCGGGCGAUGAGGCAUCUUCGGCAAAACUGAUUUCCGGCCUAUACGGCUCAGUGCCCGAGCUCCCACAGACGGCGUUAGAUUGGAGAGGCGAAGUCGUAAGAGAGCUGCACAAGAGUGAACGUGACUACCUGGGAAGGCUAAGCGCUUUGUUGAAGGUGUACCACGAGCCUAUAAAAGCAGCGCUCGACUCCAACAGAGCCAUCCUCAGUUAUGCUGACAUCCAGAUUAUCUUCAGCCCCGUUGCCCAAAUUCUCAAUCUGAACAGGACCUUUGAGGCGGAUUUAGUGACCAGGCUGGAGCAGUGGAGCGCGGACCAGUGUGUUGGAGACGUGUUUCUCAAGCUCUCCUCGAAACUGAGGGUCUACUCCAACUACCUAAACAACUACGCCACGGCCCUGAAGACCGUAGAUAAGUGCAGAGACACGAAACCAAAAUUCCGGGCUUUUCUGAAGAUGGCUGAUAGAACUCUGGCUACCCAAAUGUUGAGCCUCCAGGAGCUGCUGCUCUCUCCGGUGUGGAGGAUUCAGGAGUAUGUGACCCUGCUUCAAGCCCUGUCUUUACACACACCCCCCCAUCACCCAGACCGCGCGCACCUCCGCUCCGCCCUGGACACCAUGUCACAGUUCAGACGCUCGGAGGCAGACCGGCUAAUAGAGGAAACGCAGCAACAGAUUCAGGGCUGUCCGAGCCUUAGAGAAGGAAACAGGCAGCUGAUAAUAACUCAGGAUGUGGAGUUGCUCAGGAGCCCUGACGAACAAGUUCCAGACUGCCUAAGGACCUAUGAGCGAGUGUCUGACGUGGGCCUGUUCCUUUUUAGCGAUGCUCUGGUGGUGACGCUAAAAAACACGCGCCAUACACCGUUCACACUCUCCCACCGAAGCACACACACUUUUCUGGCCUCCGUGGCUCUAACCUGCCUGACCGUCAGAGAGAUCGUGCACUCACAGUAUGUGCGCCACGCAUUCGUCCUGGAGGGCCCGGUCCGGUCUUGGGCUUGUUCCACCGAUCGAGGAGAGGACAAAGCUGAAUUCCUUUCUGCUCUGCGGGCAGCCAUAAGUUCUGCUCUCACCGAACACGAGUGACAUGGGGAUCGUGAUUGGACGGCGAUAUGUUAUCAGCAACAGGACCCAUAUAAAGCUGUCAG
Molecule: messenger RNA, 2948 nt
Organism: Menidia menidia (Atlantic silverside)
Lineage: Eukaryota; Metazoa; Chordata; Actinopteri; Atheriniformes; Atherinopsidae
Source: the annotation of a GenBank genome assembly